Messenger RNA from Cuscuta europaea, 3034 nucleotides. The record is from the annotation of a GenBank genome assembly. NCBI's taxonomy places the organism in Eukaryota, Viridiplantae, Streptophyta, Magnoliopsida, Solanales, Convolvulaceae.
AAGGAAAAACAACAGCAAAAAAGCACCCAGUAAUAAAAUACUGUCCGGGCAGACAUAACCACCGCAGAAGAGUGCUGUUGAGAGAGAAACGGGACAAAGAGUAAACAGUAAAACAAAGAUUGCACGGCGGCGGCGCGCUCGGGGGUGACUCGUGGUUGAGGAGCGAUGCUUUCUUUGAGGCUGAAGAUUUGAACGGAUUUCCAGAUAUUUCGUUAGUGAAUAAUGGAAGGCGGGUCCCCUGAUCGAGAGUCAUGGGAAUCUGUGGCAAAAUUAUCCACCGUGUCUUCAUCAGGUGGUAGGGUUCAAGAAAGCAAAGAGUUUCUCCGUAGAUUUUCUGACAGUGAAGUACUCACAACAAACCUAACCCCAUGGUUUAAGGAAAUUACAGAAACUGCAGCACAGCCUUUUGACACGCCAUUUGAGUUGAUAGAUCUUCAACAGUUUGAUUACGCAUUGGAAGGAAUCCCCUUUCAGCAACUGGUUCGGAUGCCCAGUGCUGUGUAUGCCUCAACAUCUAAUGCUGUUGAAGCCACUGCUUACCUUGCUUUAGAGGACUUUCUCCAUGCGAGUGUGAAGGGCUUAUGGGAGGCAUUCUGGGGUCAUGAUGAGCCCUUUCCUUUCUAUGUUUCUUGUGUUCACAACACAAAUUUCAGAUUCUAUCAAGCUGAGAAGGCAAUUUCUAAAAACAAGCUCAAUGGUCUUUGUGCUGCGGCAAUAGUUCUGAAGAACCCUAGGCACCCACUGGGGAAGUGGGAUGAUAUUCUUGAAUUAGCAAUUCUCCGACCCGAUAUGGGUGGCCUUGCCACGUCAGAUAAUAAGCCUUCUCUCUCCAUUAUCAGUGAAGCAUUGUUUUUUGCCAUACGCGUAUUAGUUUCAAGAAACGUAAGUAAAUCCAACAUUCCCCUCAGCCUAAGUUCCGUUUUUGUCCUCCUGGUCGAUUCUCAAUAUGGCGGGGUGAUGAGAAUUGAAGGUGACAUGAGAAAGCUGGAAAUGGGCGUGAAUGACGUUUACAGAUGUGCCACUGAGUGGGUCAAAAACCACGCUAUGGUUUCAAUUUCACCUAUUGAUAGGAUAUGGAACAAGCUUGGAAAUGCCAACUGGGGGGACAUUGGUGCUUUACAGUCACUCUUUGCCACAUUCCAUGCGAUCACACAAUAUGCUGGAACGCCAAAGAACUCUGUUGAAGAUUUAGCGGCUGACCAUAGCUCUCGCCUUCAAUCGAGACAGAUCGAGAGGCACUUAGGCAGCAAUAAUAACAGUGUGGACAGAAACGGUAUACUCCGGCUCCAGCAACAUACUGCUUCGCCUGAAAUUGUAGAAGUAGAAGAAGAAGAACCCGUAAGGUUGGAGCUAAAUAGUAAAAACAAUAAUAAGCCAGUAAUGAUGCUGGAAGUAGGUUCUGUCAUGUUGAUAGAGGAUACAAACUUACAGAAAGGAUACCGGAUCAACGAUAUGUUGAGUGACGGGGAUAUGAUGUAUUAUAUUGCUUCUCCUGUCGAUUGUCCGUUGAAAUCUUUGUUUCUUUACGUUGGGUCCCAUCCUUCUCAUCUGGAACCGGCAUGGGAAGAUAUGAAACUGUGGUAUCAAGUCCAAAGGCAGACUAAAGUGCUGUCUGUUAUGAAACAAAAGGGACUGUCCUGCAAAUAUCUGCCUCAGCUGAGUGCAUCUGGCCGGAUAGUUCAUCCCGGAAAGUGCCGGAGACCUAGUAACUGCGAAUACGUUUGGUGUGGGACCCAUGUUCUCAUAACGAGUCCGGUCGGAAAAACUGUCGCAGAUAUGGUCAGAGGCGGGCAGUUUGGGAUUGACGAGGCGAUCAGGUGUUGCCACGACUGUCUCACCGCCCUCUCGUCGGCCCUGUCUGCUGGAAUCCGGCACGGAGAUAUCCGGCCAGAGAACGUCAUCUACGUGACCUCAGGCAUGAGGAAUCCCCACUUUGUCCUUAUUGGAUGGGGACACGCGAUUCUCGAAGAGAGGGACCGUCCCACAAUGAACCUACACUUCUCUUCCACUUAUGCCCUUCAGGAGGGAAAACUGUGCUCAGCUUCAGAUGCUGAGAGCCUUGUGUACAUGCUCUAUUUCUCUGCUUCCGGCAGCGGAGAUAUGCCGGAGUUGGAUUCGGUUGAGGGGGCAUUGCAAUGGAGGGAAACGGUCUGGUCAAAGAGGCAGAUACAGCAGAGGCUGGGGGAUAUAUCUGCUGUUUUGAAAGCGUUUGCGGAUUACGUUGAUAGUCUGUGUGGGACCCCGUACCCGUUAGACUAUGCAAUAUGGUUAAGAAGGUUGAAGAGACAUAUUUGCGAGGAUGAAGAUCAUGGGAAGGAGAUUGUUUCAUCCAGUUAAUUGUUACAGAGUAUUACUAUAUUAAUGAAAUCAUGGUUAUUUUGUGAUAAUGCCACCUUCUAAAGGCAUAGCCACGCACACAGAGGUUUAGACAGACCUACCGGGAUAAGUCGUGUUGGACGGACUACAUUGAGAGCUGUUUUACAGAGGACUGAAGGUGUUGUGUGCAAUCCAGGUAUUCAGUAGUGAAUUACCACUGGAAUAAUAGCCUUUUUAUUUUAUAUCAUUUUGGGGAGGGGCAGGGCGGUUGAAGAUGUUGUGUUGGAUAGGCUGUAUCUUAUGUCAAAUGUGAUUAUUUGUUAUUCAUUGUAAAGAAUAGGUCAUGUGAGAAUUGAGAUUGUGGUGAAUUGAAGAAUUGGGUGAACCUGAAAGUGGCCAUACCACGCUUGUUACAUGUUUUAAGGAGAAAAGAAGAAUGUCAUUUAGAUUUCAUGCAAACCCUAUUAUGAAUGUUUUAACUUUUGAGCAACCUCUUCGUAUUAGACUCACUAUUUGGACAUUUACGCUCCGUUUGUUUUUAAACAAAUAUAGACUAUGCUACAGAUAUAUGUAUCUGUUGCAAGGUUUUAACCAAGGGUUAACUGAUAUAUGUUACAAUCUCUGCUGAUAUGGAGUCUAAUGAGUAUUAUGAAGUUAUGUCAAACUCUGCUUUAUGAUCACAUUGGCAGUGUAUUUGUUGUUAAAGCUUUACUUUGAU